AUGGCUUGUAAUGAUAAAAUCAUAAAAAAAAAAUUAUCCAAAAACAAUUCUUUAGGCACAUUGGACCAAACAAUCCGCGAAAAAAAAAUCUUUACUGCAGUAGUCAAAAUGCCGGCCGAUAUUCAGACGGCGUUAAUCGAAAAUGGCUGGAUUGGCAAAAUUAAGACCAACGAAGACUAUUACCGAAAAAACGGUUCCACCGUAAUAUUAUCGUUACAUAAUAACGUCAAGCGUGUCAAAGCAGUCGUCAAGCGUUACGAAUCCGGUCUGAUGUGGAUAGACGCGAACAGCGAUGUCAUCAACUGGAGGACGAUACAUCCAGACGUCGUAGUUAAUCGGUUCCCGAGGGACGCGAACGCCUCGUUGAAGUUAUGCGGCCACACUCUGGCCGGGAAAUCCGAAUUCGACGUUCACUACCCAAGGGCGUACCGGGUAUGCGCCGACAAGGAGGAACACGUGGACCGUAACUUCGUCGUGGACUAUUCAUUAACCGCCUGUGUGUCGUUACUGCGUGCAUUCGUGAACGGAGAUCAUCGAGCCAUGUGCUCCAAAAGCGGCAAAGUACCUCUUUCGGCACUCCACUUCGCCGCUAUCAAAUGUCAACAAUACUUAACGGGCGACAUAUCGCAAAGGGCGUCAGAGUUUUCGGGCAAGGGAGCUGACUGGGAAACAUUUUUCGAACAUUACCACACAAUCGUGAACGACCAGCAAAAGUUCGCCGUGCCGGGGACGGGCAACGACGUGGACGCGGCAUUGCGCAAUAUGGCCACGUCUACCAGACUGAUCGUGACUCGGAUAACGGCGGUAAGGCCGCAGACGGUGAUGGACGGCUACAAGAACGUUUGGAUAGUCAAGGAUACGGCGGCGGGCGACCAUCACCGGCCGGUGAUGUUGAACAAACUCGGCGACGUGCUUAACCGGUGCGCGCGGCCGGGUGGCGCCGCGAACCGCAUCGUUCAGAAAUACGUCGAGACGCCGCUGUUGCGCAACAACAUCAAAUCGGACGUGUACGUAUGGAUCUUACUGUCGACGCUUGGCGGUCGGUUGUCCGUAUGGCUGCACCGGACAUGCAUCGUGCAACCGUAUGCGCACGGGUUCUCAUUAAACCGGGAAUCUGCCAAGACG
This is a messenger RNA of Melanaphis sacchari, 1125 nucleotides long. RefSeq names its product protein monoglycylase TTLL8-like. Gene Ontology annotation, cellular component: cilium. Gene Ontology annotation, molecular function: protein-glycine ligase activity, initiating. The record is from RefSeq and is a predicted model, not a curated record. The annotation marks the transcript as partial. The transcript has 3 exons. Gene Ontology annotation, biological process: protein polyglycylation; cilium movement; cilium assembly. NCBI's taxonomy places the organism in Eukaryota, Metazoa, Arthropoda, Insecta, Hemiptera, Aphididae.